AUGGAGACCACGGGCGGAGAUGCGGCUCUCUCUUACUUGGAGAGAGCUGGAGACAGAUACUACGAUCUGGAACAUCUGCCUCCGCUGCUGGAGGAUGAGGAGAACGUGUCUCUGGCAGACAUCCUCUCUCUGCGGGACAGCUGUUUGUCUGAGGAGGAGGUGUGGGCGGUGUGUGCAGAGUGUGUCGUGGCCCUGCAGAGCAUCAGGCCCUCCCACCUCUUUCACAGCCUGUGUAUUACGCCAGACACGCUGGCCUUCAAUGCCCAUGGGAAUGUUUGCUUCAUGGAGCAGCUCAGUGAUGAUCCAGAAGGCUCCUUCGUUCCUCCUGAGUUUGACAACACAGGCAGCACGUUUGAGGGCCAUAUUUACUCUCUGGGCUCGACACUUUCUGCCGCACUGAACUUUGUGAUCGAGCCAGAGCUCGAGGCUGAGCUGGGAGAAGAAGUCCAGAAGCUGUUGGAGCAGAUGCAGGAGGAGAAGCCUGAGGAUAGGCCGCUCCUGCAGGACAUCGUGUCUGUGGCUGAAGCACGGCUGUCUCCUACCUCCUCUGCAGCUUUGUGCCGGAAACUGUCUUCUGUCGGGCGACGGGUGCUUUCCAUUGAAUCGGUUUCAACGUUUCAAGAUGGACAGGAAAGUUCCUGGCAGGCGAGAUGGCAGCAUUCUAAACCCAGAUGUCUGCUGAGAAGACAGAGCUCGGAUGAUAAUACUUCAGACCUAUGCAGUGACACUUCUGUUAAGACAAACGGUGUGUCCAGGCAGCAGGUGUGCAGGGGCUGGGAUUCCUCUCUGUGGGCUGAGGAUAUGGAAACCAGUGACGGAGACGGUACAGUGUUGGCAGAUGAGGUGGACUGCAGGUCCCACAACAGCUCCCCAGUGAGGAGGAGGGUCCAGCAGAGGCUGAACAGAGUGAGGGGGGCUCUGAACCGCUCCUGCUCCGUCCCGGACUCCAACAACCCCCGCUGUCUAUCCCCUCCAACACAUGGAGAUAUCAGUGAACCAGUGUGCGACCUCACUGAGAUUGGGGCAGACGAACACUCGAGCUGCACGUCUGUGUGGAGUGACAGACUGCAAAGACUCAACCGGGGCCAGUCCUGUGAAUGUUACCCAAACAGCCGCACUGAGGAUUACGGGAAUUCCGUUGCGGACAACCAAAUGUCACAAGAGAACAAAGACGCUGCAGAAGCUUCACGCAGAGGAGAAUCAAAGAGUCAAGAGCACCGUGAACGUGAAUCCAAGGACUGUAUCCAGGAUUCAUCAUCUCCGUUUACUUCCUGUCAGGACCUGGAAACAGCACAAGAAUCUCCGGGGGAACAGAGCUCAUUGAGCCACGGCCUCUACAUUCCUAACAACCACAUGACCAAAAGCAUGCUGUGCCUGAAUGAAGAGUCUCAGGAUGAGUGGAUCUCUCUGCGAGAGCUGCUCACACGUUAUGGACGGAGGCUGACGGUCAAUGAGCUGUGGGCUCUGUGCUACACCUGUCUGUCCUCACUGCAGACCUACAUUGACUUUCCAGCCUAUUUAUGUCUGGACACAUUGUACGUGGGCUGCGAGGGAGAGGUGCUGUUCUUGAAACCUAAAAACAUCGGUACGCUUUUUUGACUUGAUUAAAUUUCAUUCUUUGCAGGACCCAGAGAUGAAUUUUAUCUUGCUCCUGAGUAUCAAGAACACGGCAUUGUGACUGAAAAGGUCUGUGUGUACGGAGUUGCUGCUAUUCUCUGGUCCACGGCCAAGUUCAGUUUAUCGCCUUCUCAAAAACUGCCAAUGCCUCGCAAGCUGAAGAGACUGCUCCUGGAGAUGGCGAAGAGGACGCCCAUUGAGAGACCAACCAUCAUUACGGCUAAGAAGAGCUGUCGUGACUACUUAUCCCGUGAAGGGACAAAUGCAGAGACUGUGUGGAACAACCUGAUCAGCCGAGUUCACCCGCCAGUCUCAGAAUCCAAUGAUGCAGAAGAUUUGAGUGCAACAGAAACUGGUCACAGCUCAUAUGAAGAGUCGGAGCUAAACAACAGCGGCUUUUUGCCAAUGGCCACUGAGAGCCGCUUGGCUCCUGUGCCUGGCCCUGUUCCCCACAGCUAUCCACUCAGCAAGGGACAACAACUCCCAGAGGCCUUCACUUCCACCGCCACACACUUCACCCCCAUCGUCCUGACCAGUGAAGGGGACUCAGAGGAGGAGAGCCACCGCGUUGGAGCUGCCACUGAAGGGGAUGUGGAAGGUUUCACAGAAACCAGUGAAAAGAUGGAGGAAAAUGAUGUUGAUUUCUCUCCCCACUCUGAGUGCCCACAUCCAGCACAGACUGAGCCCAGUCUACAUACUGAGGAGCUGCCUGUUUAUCAGCCAGUCGUAAAAACAACUUCUUCAACCUUCAGCGCCAAUAUAAAGCUCCACUCUUCUUCCUUUCUCCCUGAUAUUUCUUGUCUUGAAGUGUCUCUUCCUCAGUCUUUAUCCACCAACCUCAAUGGCUGUGGUGUCUUCAACAAUUACCUCUUUUGUCAGGAUCCCACAACAGGACAUCUUUCUUUAGUGCCUGUGCAGGUCAGGGCUCCCGAGUCUCUCCUCGGGUUGGAUAUAAAUCUCUCCCUGGUCCCACAGCCUCUGCAAGGAUUAAUCACAGUUCCAGAGAACACUGAAGGUCCGUUUAUUAACUGUCUGAAUGUGCCUGUGAGGCCGAAACCCCAGGAUUGUGACCCGCCAUCAAACGUCAGCGGGAGCUCCAUCAUUUCUGACAGCCGCUCGGAGCGCAGUGUGACCAGAGUUUUAAAUGGACAAACAAAUCCGGGGACACGAGUCGAGAGGCAACUUCCUGCAGAGUCCAUCCGCCCCAAAGUCCACCCUGCCUUACAGGAGGUGAUCGACCUGCUCACAGGAGAGUUCUCACUUGAUGGGUGUUUGGAUGAUGGACAAGAGGACCUCGCCAUGGGGGAGUACAUCUUCUCGUUGAAGGACCUCCAGUACCACACGUUUGCCUGUGUUGUGAAGGAGAGGUUCGGUGGUCUAUACUGGGAAGACGACUUGCUGGGUGUUCUUCACUGCCUCGUCAACUACAGCCCAUCCACACUCGGCUCUAAUGAGCAUCCUUCAUCAAAGGCUGUGAAAAGGGCAGACAGUACACCACCUUUGAUUGCAUCCGUGUGGAGAGAGAAGACAGAAGUUUGCUUGCACGGCCAUCUUGAUCUAAAUGGAAACAUUCACACCUCCAGUCCUGCUACCGUGGAUUCUAUGGAAGAGGCCGAGGCCCGCUCCUGUCCUGAAGAAAACGAGAGUAGUCAACAGUGCAUCAGUCAAGGCGCGAGCACGGACGGUUCUGACGCAGGGGUCAUGGAGGGAGGGGAUCAUUCAGUGGGGGGCAGCGAUGAAAGCCCCUCUGAAGCCGAGUUUCUGUCGGCGAGAGAGGACGUUCUGCUGGGAGCCCUCCAUGAUGAGCAGAUGAGCCCGGACUGCUUGGAGGACAUGGAGGACAGCGACUCCCCGGUGUCAGAGCGGCUCCUCUUGCCCGGAUCCAAAGCAGGAGGAGCGGGCCUCAGCGUGAGCCCGGCAUGGACCUUGGCCUUUUUUGGAGAAGACAGUUUCAGUCCAGAGGUGAUGCAGUAUGCGGUGAAUCUGGGACAGCACACGGGAUCGCCAUGUCUGGACUCGAAAACCCAGGAACUGCAGCAGCAGCUGAUAAUUGAAACAAGGAACUUGAAGAAAACUAGAAAUUUCUACCAGAAGCUCAUUCUACAAGAGAGAAAAAAUAAAGGCUCUGGGAGCAAAUUGAUGCUUUCCAAACUCAAGUCCCAGCUUGAGGAACUCAGAUCCAAGGUGGUCUUCUUGGACUGCGUGAAGAAAUACCUUGAGAUUCUCAGUGUAGAGCAGUGGGGCUUGGAGGUUUCAUUAUUACCCUCUUUGGCGGUCUCAGGAUCCAGCUCCUUGGACCUCCAGUCCUCUGAGGACCCCUCUGGUCUGAACUUUGGCUCCAGCAAAGGGAAGAGAACUCUGCAGGCUGGCUCUCCGCUGGGCCUCAUGGCUUACCUCUACACCAGAAACGCGGCUGUGGAGGGCUACAUCCAGCAGUUCCUUUAUACCUAUCGUUUCUUCUGCACGCCUGAGCAGUUGCUGCGGUUCAUAAUGGAUAAAUUCAUCAGUGCUGCAAGAGAAGCUCCAGAAAUGUCAGCAGAGAGUGAAAAGAUCUUCCAUCGCAGUUUGGACCUGCUCCAGUUCUGGAUAACAGACUGUCAACAGGUGGACUUCGCACCAAAGUCCAGCUUGGUGGAUACAUUAGAAACAUUCCUUAAUACUGAGGUAAUUCCUGUUGACAGCCGGGGGCAGGACCUUCUUGCUGCUCUCCACACUCCACCGAGUACAAGUUGGAGCCAUGGAAGAGGAAGUCUCAUCAGCAUUGAGGAGGACUAUGGCUCUGUUUGCUUACAUUCAUCUACUGAGGAUCUCAGCAGAAAGUGGAGGAUCUCAAGAGUGGUGGAGCCCUCCGCAUCUAUGCCUAAAGAUCAGGCUUUCUCCAUUGCUGCAGCUUUGCCUAUGCCUUUCUACGGCGCCCUGGUGGACAGUCCCUCCAACGUCUGCCUGCACAGUGAGGAGCGCUUCCCGUUCAGCCAGAACGAUUACAGUGCACAGCACAUAGCCCAGCAGCUCACCCUCCUGCAGCAGGAAAUAUUCCAAGGAUGUCAUCCAGUUCACUUCCUCAACUCGAGAGUGCAAGGAAUCAGAGACAACGUGUUGAUCCCAAACAAGUGCCCCAUUAGGAAUGUGUCACAGCACAUCCCGCCAGCAGAGGGCAGCAGUCUUCAUGUAUGUGAGGGGACACCAUCAGACAGUCACCUGCAGCAGCUGCUCACUUAUGCUGAAAGUGUCACAAACUGGAUCUCCUCUGAAAUCGUCAUCUGUGACUCCACCAAGACACAAGUUGCUUUGGUGACCAAGUAUCUGUGGAUCGGAAAACACUGCUACGAAUCGAGAAACUUUGCCACGGCCAUGCAGGUCCUCGGAGGUCUGGAGAACGUGAUUGUCGGGCAAUUACCAGCUUGGAAGCAGCUGUCGUCCAAGGUGUUUGAGAUACUGGAGGAGCUGCGAGCUGUGCAGGUGUUUCUGAAGAGUGACGACCUGUGUCUGAUGGGUGGGGAACACCUGAGGCCGAGGCCCACCCUGCCGCCGGCACAUAUCCUGGCCAUGCACGUCCAGCAGCUGGAGAUCGGAGCCUUCACACUCACUACUGGAGCCUACAAGUGGACCAAGCUCAGGAGCAUAGCAAAGGUUGUGAGUCAGGUCCACGCCUUCCAGGAGGCGGUGUACUCCUACAGCCCGGACCGGGAACUGCAGUCCUACCUUCAGCGCCGCAUCGCCCGGCUCGCCACCUCUGACAUCCGCCUCUUGGCCGCCGACAACGAUCCCAACAUCCAGCAGUCCAGCGAGCGACAGACAAGGAGAAUCCAGGACACGCUGAAGCGGGUCAAGGCCUCCUUCCAGUGA
Messenger RNA from Limanda limanda (common dab), 5463 nucleotides. Its product is annotated as kinase non-catalytic C-lobe domain-containing protein 1. The transcript is spliced from 32 exons. Gene Ontology annotation, molecular function: guanyl-nucleotide exchange factor activity. Lineage: Eukaryota; Metazoa; Chordata; Actinopteri; Pleuronectiformes; Pleuronectidae. The record is from RefSeq and is a predicted model, not a curated record. Gene Ontology annotation, biological process: small GTPase-mediated signal transduction.